Phytophthora sojae is the source of this 2106-nucleotide messenger RNA. RefSeq lists its product as hypothetical. Gene Ontology annotation, biological process: protein ubiquitination; rescue of stalled cytosolic ribosome. The transcript has 4 exons. Bases 1 to 2106 code for a protein of 701 amino acids. NCBI's taxonomy places the organism in Eukaryota, Oomycota, Peronosporomycetes, Peronosporales, Peronosporaceae. Gene Ontology annotation, molecular function: nucleic acid binding; ubiquitin protein ligase activity; ribosome binding. The record is from RefSeq and is a predicted model, not a curated record.
AUGGUGCCCAGCUCGGUGCGCCGCCGCGCCUCCGCGCCAGUCAAUGGCGGCGAGGACGACGCAGGCCAGCGCAAGAGGCGCCACCGUCCCAGGCCACGCAAGAAGAAAGACGCAGCGCCUCCGGCAGAGCAGAACGCGAUUCACAACGACGCGGAGGCCGCAGCAGACGCUCAGGACAAGGCGCCGGCCGCCAAGCCCAAGAGGAAGAAGAGGCCGGCCAAGAAGAACGCCUCCAAUGCCAAUGCUGCUGCUGCUGCCCAGGCCUCAGCGGCCGAAGAGGAGGACGACGAGCCAGAGUUCUGUCUGCUGUGCGCCGACCCGAUCCGGUUCUACGCCGUGGGCGAGUGCAACCACCACGGCAUCUGCAGCAGGUGCUCGAUGCGCAUGCGGCUCAUCAUGGACGACCGCAACUGCCCCAUGUGCAAGCAGCCGCUGGAGCGCGUGGUCGUGAGCAGCGCGCCACGCCCGUUCGAGAGCUUCGAGCUCUGGGGCGACGCGGCCGGGCCCGAGUCCGUGCUGGACGAGCCCUCCGACAUGAUCUUCGUGGACUGCAGAGCGCACUAUUCCGAGCUGCGUAGUCUCCGCGAGUUCAAGUGCCGCAUGAAGCGCUGCAGAGAGGUCAAACACUCACUGGGUCAACUCAAGGAACACCUGCGUCACGACCACGCUGUGGAGUUCUGCGAGCUGUGCUUGACCCACCAGUCGUUCUUCAUCCAGGAGCAGGAGGUGUUCACGAAAGGCGCGCUCAAGGGACACAACAUUGGACGCAGUCGAGGUGGACCGGCGGGACAGAAGCAUGCCAACACGGGCAAGGACUUCCACCCGAUGUGCCAGUUCUGUCGGAAGCGGUUUUACGGCGACAAGGAGCUCUAUGAGCACCUGGAGCGCGACCACUUCAAGUGCCACAUCUGCAAGGUGGAGAACGAGUACUUCCGCAACUAUGCUAGCUUGGAAACGCAUUUCCGUCGAGAGCACCACUUGUGCGAAGACUCAAGAUGCCUGGCAAUGCGUUUCGUAGUGUUCCCCAACGACGUUGAGUAUCAAGCGCACAUGAGUUCUGUCCAUGGUGUGCACAAUCGACUGCAGUUUAAUUUCCAGGUCGCUCGCAAUGGCGGAAACCCCGUCGGUGGCCCUAUUAACGCGGGUUACGCGGAUGGAGUUCCUGACCACUGGAACUACGGCGUCAGCGACCAUCCGCCCUCGCCACCAGUUCGGCUGGAGGAAGCAUUCCCGGCACUUCCGACGCCUAGUGGACCCGCUCCUCCUCCGGUAUUGAGACCAGCGAUCGCUCGGCCAUCAAGUGCUCACACGCAAGGACCACCUCCAGCUCGACGUAUACCCACUCCUCCUCGGGGCCAGAUCGUUCGCAACCAAAGAUUAGCCCAAGCACUUGGAGUUAAUAGACCGGGUCUGUCUGGCGGAGAUACUGCCGCCUUUGAGGAAGAGAUGAAGACCCCCAGCUACCCGGAAGACCUGAUUGCGUGGGGAAAAGCAAACAUGAGCUACCUUGUGGUGGUAGAACGUCGCUUGGAGCGAAUCGUGCAAGAGCCGUCGUGCCACAGCGUCAGUUUGCGAGUGAUGUCAGGCGAAGAGCGUGCUUUGAUGCAUCAGUUGGCCUCAAUUUAUGGAGUGGUGUCCGAAUCAUUUGGAGAAGAUCCGCGUCGCCGAGUGUCAUUUUUCAAGCGCGAUGAUGCGCGUGUCCCGGGCGUGACACUUUCCGCGCACAUAGCCAAUCUCAACAAGCAGGCGCGGGCAGCUCAAGCCUCGAGCCGACUGAAGUUCCUACCGCUGCGAGGCAGCACUCCUCCUCCGCAAGCUGCUCCAGCCCCUGCCAGGCCUCCUGUUCCUGUCAACCGUGGAUGGGAGCACAUUGAGCCACGCCGCGCUCCAGUUGUUGCGGAUGCCUGGAGUGACGAUGGGGACGAAGAUGAGAAAACCGAAGAAGAGGGCAGUGCCGACUCGCAGGAGCAAGACGGGGACAGCGAGGAAAAACAGUCGGCGGAGGAGUUUGCUGUCGCUGCUGCUACUGAACAUGGCGACUCCGCCGAAACGGAGGAACUCAAGGCAAAGGUUGCUGCGAUUAAGAUAGACGAAGACUGGGACUAA